This is a messenger RNA of Acipenser ruthenus (sterlet), 3605 nucleotides long. RefSeq names its product transmembrane protein 168-like. Bases 351 to 2453 code for a protein of 700 amino acids. The record is from RefSeq and is a predicted model, not a curated record. Lineage: Eukaryota; Metazoa; Chordata; Actinopteri; Acipenseriformes; Acipenseridae. The transcript has 5 exons.
UAGCUUCGUCCUCGCCUGAGUAGUUUGAACCAAGCUGCUUACAGUACUUUGACACGGUGCAAACAUGGCGUUUGUAGCAGUGAAACUUUUUAAACUGUGAUAUCACAUGAAAUUAAAUGAGGAAGUUUAAACAAUCUCUUUGGAAUUAUUAAUUAUAUAUAUAAAUAUUAAAACGUCACAACAGGCAUUUUGUGUUCAAGCUUUGUUGUUGAAAGUCAUUGAAAAAAGCUCAAUUGUGAAAGGCUGAAAACAGAAGAAUUACUUUUUCAGCAUUCUUGAGCUUCACAUAUUCUGGAUGAACCUUCCGUGGACAUCAUUUCUAAGAGGAGUCUGUUUAUAUAUUAAAGUACAUGUGUAGAUCUUUACGUUACUGUGUCAGUCACUGUCUCUACGCAACAAUGACUCGACUGGAAGAGGCAAAUAAAGAUGUCAGCAUGCAUUCCUCAGUGCGCUAUCUUGGCUGCCUAGCCAGUUUAAAUUUGAUGGUGGCCUUAUGCAUGGGCCUUUAUGUAAGAUGGGAGAAGACAGCAGAUACCAUAAUAUUAGUCAUCUUUAUCUUGGGACUGUUUGUUCUAGGCAUCGCCAGCAUAUUGUAUUACUACUUCUCCAUGGAGGCAGCAAGUUUGAGUCUCUCCCAUUUGUGGUUUGGAUUUCUUCUUGGGCUGCUGUGUUUCUUAAAUAAUCCCUCCUUCAAAAGUGAUGUAAAGGAGGAAGCCACCAAGUACCUUCUGCUGACCAGUAUCAUCAUCAGGACGUUGUGGGCUCUGGUAGAGAGGGUUUGCGGUUGUGUCCGCUAUCGGCCAGCCCUUCUGACCUCUGCAGAGUUUUUGGAACUUGUUGGCUUUGCAAUUGCCAGCACUGCCAUGCUGCUGGAGAAGUCCAUGAGUAUCAUCCUUCUGGUAGCCUCUUUGGCCAUGCUGAUUAUUGACCUGCGGAUGAAGUCUUUCCUAGCAGUUCCAAACUUAGUUACUUUUACUGUGCUUUCCUCCAUCUUGUUUUUCCCCAGCUUAAAUAUUCCCACCAACCCUUUUGCCCUUGCAUGCUUCUUUAGCCGUCUGAUCUGUGACCCGCUACUUGACGUCUACUUUAGUGGGCUUUCUGUCACUGAGCGGUGGCUGCCAUUUCUGAACCGCGGCCGUCUGUGCAGGAGGCUCUCCAUUCUUCCACUGGGACUUGUUGAGAUCAUCUUCUUCAUCCUGGCUGCCUUUAAACUAGGGGAUUUGCAUCUGUGGUAUUUUGUGAUCCCCGGGUUCUCAAUUUUCGGGAUCUUUUGGUUGGUCUGCCAUGUUAUUUUCAUCAUAACAGUCUGGGGUUUCCACAGCAAAUUAAAUGACUGUCAUAAUGUCUACUACACACAACGUACUGACAGCAGAAACCUGGACAGGGUUAUGGCCUCCAAAGGAAUGCGACACUUCUGUUUGAUCUCGGAACGGCUGGUGUUUUUCAGUCUCUUAUCAACAGCAAUUCUGGGUGCAGUAUCCUGGCAGCCUACCAAUGGAAUCUUUAUGAGUGUGUUUUUGGUGGUCCUGCCUUUGGAGUCGCUGACUCAUGGUCUGUUCCAUGAACUGGGAAACUGUUUGGUAGGAACCUGUGUGGGAUACGCGGUUGUAAUCCCCACCAACUACUGCAGCCCUGAUGGCCAGACAACACUUCUUCCGCCUGAGCAUGUGCAGGAGUUGAAUCUCCGGUCGACUGGCAUGCUGAGCAGUAUUCAGAGGUUUUUUGCCUACCACAUGAUUGAGACCUAUGGCUGUGACUACUCUACCAGUGGUUUGUCUUCCGAUACCCUCCAGACCAAGCUCAAGUCGUUUCUUGAACUGCGGACCGCAGACGGCCCCCGACAUGACACCUAUGUUAUAUAUUACAGUGGUCAUUCUCACAGCUCUGGCGAGUGGGCUCUUGCAGGAGGAGAAACUUUGCAACUUGAAAGUAUCCUUGACUGGUGGACGGAGAAGAAUGGCACUUUCUGCUCACGGCUGAUAAUUGUAUUGGACACUGAAAAUGCCCUUCCUUGGGUUAAAGACGUGAAGAAGGUUUGUGACCUCUUUGUUGCAGUCCAGGGUGCAGGAAUGGCCAAAGUUGUAAAUGUUGAGGAAGCAGAUCCACCACAGCUGGGUGACUUUACUGCAGAAUGGGUGGAGUAUAACUGUAACCCAGACAACAACAUCAGGUGGGCUGAAAAAGGCCGGACUAUAACCCCAGUGUAUGGUGUAUCUAAACGCUGGAGUGACUAUACACUCCAUUUGCCAACAGGAAAUGAUGUUGCAAAGCACUGGAUGACAAACUUCCCCCAUGUUACCUAUCCCCUUGUUCACCUGGCUAACUGGUGCGGUGGAAUGCAAAUCUUCUGGGCCUGUACUUUCUGUUUCCGAUGUUUCAGGAGGCUAAAACUGAGUUGGUUCCCUCCAACUGUGCUAGACACAGGAGCAGGAUUUAAAUUGGUUAAAUCAUAAAAAACUACUUUUUUUUUUUUUUUUUUUUUUUUUUUUGCACUUAUGGUACAGAUUUUAUUUUAUUUUAUUUUGUAUAUUUUUAUUUUAUUUUUUUCAAUCUAGAGGAUUUUUCCACCUGGGUGAAGUUUUGCUUUUACUUUGUGUAAAUGUAAAUGGAAAAGUGUGGAAACUAAAGAUGAACUGUUACUGUAACUUAAGUAACCUAUGCUUUUAAUAUAAUGUUCAAGAUGUCCUUUCUAGCAGCUGACCUUUGACUUAAUUGUACAGCUGUGUGUUCUGAUCCAGCUCUGUUUUGCCCAGCUAUGAAAUAGUUAUCACAUCACAUUGAGUUAGGAGUGGUGCUCGAUUUGAAAAGAAAAUAUUCUCACUGUACAUAUGUCCGCAUUCAUACAGAUAGAGACUGGGAAGGUGGAUUUGGCACAAAAAAUAAGUGUAAACAAAAAUAUACAACACCCAGCGUAAAUGCUUUAUUAGGAAUUUUUGUGUGGUGUUGAACAAAAACUGUUGGGACUGAUUUGAUCUCUAAUGUUGCAUUGCUAUAUGCUGUACUACACAAGAAACCACAUAAGAAAAUGUAUUUUGCAUGCAUUGACCCUCAGCGAAUUAAUGCAAUGGCAAAUCUUCCCUACAAAGAUCAUUGAUCUCGACUACUAAACAUGCUCAUAAAUUAUUCACACAAAUGUAACACUAAUCCAUUUUCAAAGAUUACACUUUUAUGGAAGUUAUGCUUUUUGAUAGAAAAUGUUUAACGGUUAGCAAAAAAUAACAAUUAUUGUUUCUUUGAAAGGACAUCUUAAAUGCAGCUAAUUUACAUUACAAUAUGACAGCUUUAAAAGAGGACUGCCACAUGGUGCAGGGUUGGUGGAGAGGACAAUACCCCUCAAAACUGACAUUCUCUCACUUAUUAUACUGUAUAGGUUAAAAGAUGGUGAUACAUAUUUUUGCUAUGACUUCCAGACAACCUGCCUGCAUGCACCACUGGCAUGGGAAAGAGAGCCUUUUCUAAGGAUGUUUUAGUUAAGAGUUGAUUUUCCUAAUCUAAUAGUUACUGAUUCUGUGAGUUUAUUUAUUGAUACUGUUUGUGCGCGGGAAAAUGUAUCAUUGUUACCCAAGAAAGAUAUUUUCCUACAUAAAGCCAUUUCCUACACUUUU